Messenger RNA from Suillus subaureus, 836 nucleotides. RefSeq lists its product as uncharacterized. Lineage: Eukaryota; Fungi; Basidiomycota; Agaricomycetes; Boletales; Suillaceae. The record is from RefSeq and is a predicted model, not a curated record. The coding region runs from base 66 to 710 and encodes 214 amino acids. Gene Ontology annotation, molecular function: calcium ion binding. The transcript is spliced from 8 exons.
GUAUCUUAUCCGACGUGUACUAUUCACUUGACCCCCGUCACCAUCGACGAGAGAUCUAGCUCGGGAUGUCUUACUAUCCCCCUAACCCCACCAGUGCCUAUACAUCGAACCCUGUCAGUUCCUAUGUAUCAAACCCUGCCAGUUCCUAUUCGUCAAACCUCAGUCGAUACCCCAGUUCCCAACACAGGCCGUACAGUCAUCAACAAGGUCCCCCAGCCGGUUCUGAUCCUCAGCUUUGGCAGUGGUUCUGCGCUGUUGAUACUGAUCGAUCGGGCGCCCUCAGCGUCACAGAACUUCAGGCUGCCCUAGUAAACGAGUUUGAUCUCGAUACGGUGAAGAUGCUCAUGAACAUCUUCGAUACCGACAGAAGUGGAACCAUCGGCUUCAACGAAUUUGCUGGCUUAUGGAAAUAUAUUGCCGAGUGGCAGCGAGUCUUCAAGCACUUUGAUAGAGAUCAUUCUGGUUCCAUCGAAGGACGUGAACUUGCGGAAGCCCUCCGCAGCUUUGGGUACAACCUAUCUCCUCCUUUGUUGCAAGCGCUGGAAAUCCGAUACGCAUCUGGUGCGCCUAGUGCGUAUGGCCCCCCUCCUGAGCAUUGUGUAACCGUCAAGACUUUGACCGAAACAUUCCAAAGGGCGGAUCAUGAUAAUGACGGCUGGAUUCAGCUCAACUAUGAAGAGUUUUUGAAGAUCUCGCUGAGUGCGCCUUAAUGCGAUAAAUCGUAUCUGUAUUCGUUAUGGACGUUGGAGAUGUAUGAUAGUCUUGAAAAUACGGUGUUUUAUGUACACGCAACCCUCAGCAUGUAUGAAUGAGUCUGCGACGUCAAAGAUAAUAUU